Messenger RNA from Rattus rattus (black rat), 1806 nucleotides. It is a transcript of the gene Gpr20, whose product is annotated as G protein-coupled receptor 20. Bases 107 to 1222 code for a protein of 371 amino acids. The record is from RefSeq and is a predicted model, not a curated record. Gene Ontology annotation, cellular component: membrane. NCBI's taxonomy places the organism in Eukaryota, Metazoa, Chordata, Mammalia, Rodentia, Muridae. Gene Ontology annotation, molecular function: G protein-coupled receptor activity. Gene Ontology annotation, biological process: phospholipase C-activating G protein-coupled receptor signaling pathway; positive regulation of Rho protein signal transduction. The transcript has 2 exons.
GCCUGUGUCCAAAAGCAGCUGGCUAGCCUGACGUCAGGCCCUGGGAAGGCACUGUCUGUUGGUCGCAGACCUAGAGCUUCACAGCCCAGGUUCAUCGCAGAGGAAGAUGUGGCAAGAGCCGGCUGGGGGUUCACUGACCACUGCCAUGCCCUCUGCGUUGUCUUCGAGGCCCUGGGACGCUGUGUUCCCCAAUACCACUACAGCAGCAUGGACCAAUAGAAGUAUGCCAGAGACUCCCCUGUUCUACCUAUUCGCUCGGCUGGAUGAGGACCUUCAUGCCGAGUUCCCCAGCCUGUGGCUGGCACUAAUGGUCGUGCAUGGCACCAUCUUCCUUGCCGGGCUGUUCCUCAAUGGACUGGCGCUGUACGUCUUCUGCUGCCGCACGCGGGCCAAGACACCUUCAGUCACCUAUACCAUUAACCUGGUGGUGACUGACCUGCUGGUGGGCCUGUCCCUGCCCACACGCUUUGCAGUCUUCUACGGUGCCCGCGGCUGCCUACACUGUGCCUUCCCUCACGUCCUGGGCUACUUCCUCAACAUGCACUGUUCUAUCCUCUUCCUCACCUGCAUCUGCGUGGACCGCUACCUGGCCAUUGUGCAACCCGAGGGCUCCCAUCGCUGGCGCCAGCCGGCCUGCGCCAAGGCUGUGUGCGUCUUUGUGUGGCUGGCAGCGGGAGUCGUGACCCUGUCUGUAUUGGGUGUGAAGACUAGUGGACGGUCGUGCUGCCGUGUCUUUGCUCUGACCGUUCUGGAGUUCCUGCUGCCGCUGCUGGUCAUCAGCGUGUUCACAGGCCGUAUCAUGUGUGCACUGUCGAGGCCAGGCCUGCUACGCCAGGGUCGUCAGCGGCGCAUGAGGGCCAUGCAGCUGCUGCUCACGGUGCUGGUCAUCUUCCUGGUCUGUUUCACACCCUUCCAUGCCCGCCAGGUGACUGUGGCACUGUGGCCCAAUGUGCCUCACCAUACCAGCCUUGUGGCUUACCAUGUGGCCGUCACCCUCAGCAGCCUCAACAGCUGCAUGGACCCCAUCGUCUACUGUUUUAUCACCAGUGGCUUCCAGGCCACUGUUCAAGGCCUCUUCUACCAGCGUGGAGAAGAAUUCAAGCCCAGCACUAUGGAUAUGGUCAGCAUGCACAAGAGCACCAAGGGCUCAGCCCCCAUUCACAUCCUCAGCACCGGUUCUCACACCCUCACCCAGCCUUUGACCAACGGGCCUGAGCCAUAGGUAGCAGUACUCCACCAAGGGUCGAAGGUCGAGGCUCUGAGAGGUUACCAACCAGACACAUCCUGGUCCUGGACAGCAGUUAAUUUCCUAUUGAUCUGUUGGAUAUGACUGUUCAGUGUGUUGUGUUGACAAACUGAGCCCACUGUGCUGUGAUUGAUUAGCAAUGUCUGCAAGGGCUCCAGAUAGGGUAUAAUGAUAUAAAUGCUGGAUGCUUGCCUUUCCUAUGGUUAUGUAGUAUCCACUGAACACUCAAAAAGGUAUCUAGGAGCUGCUCCUAGCCUCUGUGAAUUGUUCCCUGAAGAAGCUCUUCCAGAGAAAGCACAAAGAUCAAUGUUCUGAUGACUCCAGGAAGGUUAAACCCAACCAGAAGAGUCUCCACUACAGGUAGAUGGAGAAACAAGAGUAGAUGGUCAGUGUUUGGGGGGCAAUAGUGUUAUGUACAGGGAGUAGAGACACCCCAGACUUCUGUGAACUACACCACAAGCCAGCAUAGCAAUACAAGGUGGCCCUCUGUGUACCAGGAGUUGGACUUGGGUAUCCUGGUUGACAUUUGAACCACUGCAACCCCAAAUGAAGAAGCUAGU